CUCUCCCCCGCCUGCGCUGUCCACGAUGGCCUACCUCGCCUACGGCACGGGCCUCGGCCUCUCGCUGUCCACGACGCUGGCGCUCUACCUCAUCUUCACCGGCUCGGGCUCGGCCUUUGCCAUCGGCACGUUCCUCGAGGAGACGAGCCCCUACACGUGGGCCAUGAUGGGCAUCGGCAUGUGCAUCGGCCUCAGCGUCGUCGGCGCCGGCUGGGGCAUCUUCAUCACCGGCUCCUCAAUCCUCGGCGCAGGUGUGCGUGCGCCGCGCAUCACGACAAAGAACCUGAUCUCCAUCAUCUUCUGCGAGGUCGUCGCCAUCUACGGCGUCAUCAUGGCCAUUGUCUUCUCCGCCAAGGUGUCGGGCACGCUGACGACGCCCGAUGGCCUGUACACACCCGACAACUACCUCACCGGCUUCGCGCUCUUCUGGGGCGGCCUCACCGUCGGCUUCUGCAACCUCUUCUGCGGCGCGGCCGUCGGCGUCACGGGCGCCAACGCGGCUGUCGCCGAUGCGGCAGACCCGCAGCUCUUCGUGCGCAUCCUGCUCAUCGAGGUGUUCAGCAGCAUUCUCGGCCUCUUUGGCUUGAUUGUUGGUCUCAUCAUGACAAGCAACGCAAAAGCCUUUGCUUGAUGUCGCCAUGGCUGGCCAGCGACUGCCACACGCUGGGCUCUGGGCAGGGCGCUGGUUCGACAGGAGGAUCUUAAUGCGAUACAGCUGCG
Tilletiopsis washingtonensis is the source of this 720-nucleotide messenger RNA. RefSeq names its product putative PPA1-H+-ATPase 23 kd subunit, vacuolar. Gene Ontology annotation, molecular function: proton-transporting ATPase activity, rotational mechanism. The record is from RefSeq and is a predicted model, not a curated record. The transcript is spliced from 7 exons. Bases 26 to 631 code for a protein of 201 amino acids. Gene Ontology annotation, biological process: proton transmembrane transport. NCBI's taxonomy places the organism in Eukaryota, Fungi, Basidiomycota, Exobasidiomycetes, Entylomatales. Gene Ontology annotation, cellular component: proton-transporting V-type ATPase, V0 domain.